GUAAACCAGCCCCAGGACUGCUGAACCUUUGGAGUUUGAUAUGAUGAUUAGGGAAUAACUGGAGCAACACAUCGCAAACUCUCCGUAAUCAAGAAGACCUUUUUCCCGGGCGGUGAUCUCCAAAAUUGCUCAGUGAGCACCCCUAAUUAACCUGAUUUUUUGCUGAUAAUCACUCACAAUGGAAUCAAAUCACAAAUCCGGGGAUGGAUUGACCGGCACACAGAAAGAAGCUGCCCUCCGUGCGUUAAUUCAGCGAACAGGAUAUAAUUUGAUCCAGGAAAAUGGGCAGAGGAAAUACGGAGGCCCACCACCCGGCUGGGAUGGCCCUCCGCCAGAGAGGGGGUGCGAGAUCUUUAUUGGGAAACUUCCUCGAGACCUCUUUGAAGAUGAACUUAUACCACUGUGUGAAAAAAUUGGCCAAAUCUAUGAAAUGAGAAUGAUGAUGGACUUUAAUGGCAACAACAGGGGCUACGCCUUUGUGACCUUCUCGAAUAAACAGGAGGCGAAGAAUGCAAUAAAACAACUCAAUAAUUAUGAAAUCAGGAAUGGGCGUCUCCUUGGAGUCUGUGCCAGUGUGGACAACUGCCGCUUGUUUGUGGGAGGGAUCCCCAAAACAAAGAAGAGGGAAGAAAUUCUGGCAGAGAUGAAGAAAGUCACAGAUGGAGUCAUGGAUGUCAUUGUCUAUCCUAGCGCAGCCGAUAAAACAAAAAACCGGGGUUUUGCUUUUGUGGAAUAUGAAAGCCACCGGGCAGCAGCAAUGGCCAGGAGAAAAUUGCUCCCAGGAAGGAUCCAAUUGUGGGGACACCCUAUCGCUGUUGACUGGGCGGAACCAGAAGUGGAGGUGGACGAAGACACCAUGUCAUCGGUAAAAAUUCUCUACGUGAGGAACCUCAUGCUCUCAACCACUGAAGAGACCAUAGAAAAGGAAUUCAACAACAUCAAACCAGGUGCAGUAGAGAGAGUAAAGAAAAUUAGAGACUAUGCCUUUGUGCACUUUAAUAAAAGAGAAGACGCCAUUGAAGCUAUGAAAGCCUUGAAUGGGAAGGUUCUGGAUGGGUCCCCGAUUGAGGUGACGUUAGCCAAGCCCGUUGACAAAGACAGCUAUGUCCGAUACACUCGGGGCACAGGUGGCAGAGGUACCAUGCUGCAAGGAGAAUACACCUAUGCCUUUGGACACAUGUACGACCCCGCCACUGCCUACCUAGGUGCCCCGGUUUUCUACGCUCCCCAAGCCUAUGCAGCUAUCCCCAACCUCCACUUCCCUGCCACCAAGGGGCUCAGCAACAGAAGCAUCAUCCGGCCCCCAUCCAUCCGAGAAAUUUACAUGAAUGUACCUGUAGGGGCUGCGGGAGUUAGAGGACUGGGAGGUCGCGGCUACCUGGCGUACACGGGCCUGGGGCGUGGAUACCAGCUCAAAGGAGAAAAGAGAGGAGAGGAUAAACUCUACGACCUCUUGCCAGGAAUGGAGCUCACACCGAUGAACCACAUCACGCUAAAGCCCCAAGGGAUCAAACUUGCUCCUCAGAUCUUGGAAGAAAUCUGCCAGAAAAACAACUGGGGACAACCUGUUUAUCAGCUCCACUCUGCAAUUGGCCAAGACCAAAGACAGCUCUUCCUAUACAAAAUCACCAUCCCUGCCCUUGCCAGCCAGAACCCCACCAUACAUCCCUUCACACCACCCAAGCUCAGCGCCUAUAUUGAUGAAGCCAAAACGUACGCAGCAGAAUACACCCUUCAGACAUUGGGCAUUCCCACGGAGGGAGCCGAGGUGCCUCCUGCAGCACCAGCUUUUCCAGGAUAUACCAUUGCUAAUGCAGCUGCAACUGUCACAGCCACUCAGCUCAAACAAGCAGUUACUAUGGGACAAGAUUUAGCGACAUAUGCAGCCUACGAAGCCUACCCAGCCUUUGCAGUCACUGCACGCAGUGAUGGAUACGGAGCAUUUUAAUCCUGUCUUUAUUUGAGUUCCCUUAAACUGAGCACAGGUAGAAAAAAGAUAUCUCGCUCCGGUAAUUCUUACACCCUCAUGAUUUUAAACUAACCCGUUGCCUGAAGUCAGAUUUUAUUUGGAGUUUCAUUCUUGUAGUUCUUUAGUUUCAGAACAGGAUGUUAGGGAAGGAAAAGGAGAAAAUAUUAAAAAAAAGAUCACUCAAAAUCAGAUUUUCACACUUGAAAACAAAAUCUCAGCCCAGAAAAUGAGUGGCUUUCAAGCGUGUGUGUAUACAUACAUAUAUGUGUGUAUAGACAUACGCUGUUGUGUGUGUGUUUACAAGCAACAACCUGUGCUGAAAACUGGUGGUCCCGUCAAUGUUGUGACAUUGGACAAGGGAAUGAUGGGGUGUCUCCAGCAAGGCCCCCUGUGCAACAUUUGGUCUCCACUAUUCACCCCAAAAUUUCAGCCAAGCAGACUCCAAAAUUUCUCAAGCCGGGCAGAACAACCGGCAAAAUGAAAAGCUGCCCUUUGGCCACAUGAAGGUCUCCAGUUUGCCUCUUACUGCCUCCAAGCAUCCCAUGCCACCAGCACUGUGGAGAUGUGUUUAGGCAUCUCAGAUGUUUUUUUAAAUUCAUUCUCCGCAACCAAGGAAAAAAAAUCAUUUGUCACACUGGCUGUCUGGCCAGCCAACAGGCUAAUUUUCCAUACCCUUGAAUAUUAAUUUGAUCUUUAAAGCAGGAGGUAAGCAUUCAGCAAAUUUUUCCCUCUUACUUUGCUACUUCCCAGCCUUACUUACAAGUCACAAACCAGCAAAUAACAGCAAUUUUUUUUUACUUCCUAUCCAAUGGCACAUUCAGUGAAAGAGAGAAAAACUUUCAGGACUAUUAAGGUUGAGGAACAGAAAAGUGCUGUUCAUUAGGGCCAGUUCUCCACUUAAUUAGAACACAAGAGUACACAGCCACAGGCAAGUAAUAACAGGCACCUCUACAGGAAUAAAAUUAUAUACAAGGAACAUUUUCGACAGGAUAGAAGGAGCCUUGCCUGGCUAUCAGCACUGCUUUACACAUUAAAGCAAGGCUGCUGUGACUCUUACAAAAAUUAAUUUAGUGCGAGAUGGUUCCUGUCAACAGUAAAGUUCCUCUUGUUUUGGAGAGCACCAGCGUUGGUCUUCAUUUGAACACUUUGGGGAUGCUCAGAGCAUCCUUUGGUUUACAGCAGCAGGGAAUUAUGCAUUUAUUUCUGCCAUUGGAUUGAAGUAGGAGUAAUGAUGCUCUAGAGAUAGAAGAAUCCAGUGUUAGAUCAUGACAGCUACCAAUAAUGCUAUGUAAUAUAUCCUAUCUAGUAAUUCAUGCAAAGUAAACUUGAAUUUGCUCGGUCAAAAAAACUCUACCCUUUUCGGGGUAGAAUUUUCAGCUGGGUUGGCAAUGCCCAUCAGAGAUCUGGUCCCAGAUUUGUCAUCCAGUGUAGACGAGGUAAUGUGGCACCAUUUCGAGCAGAACUUUCCUGUGCACCACCCCCAAAGCUGUACGAAGUAUAACGGUUUGUGACAAGGUGUGACUACCAGGAGCUAAAUAUUUUCUAGUCUCCGGCUUCAGCUGACUUGAUUUCACUAGGAAUGGAACAAAACCACAUAAGCUAUAUAGUGUGCAGUUCUAUUAGACCCUUUCUAUUUAUAAAGUAGCUCAUUAGUGUGAUCCUGAAGGUAUUACAAGCCCUCCGUGAUUGCUGUUCACCCCACUUGGCUUCACAGAAAACAAGAAGCCUCUUCACAGAGGGCAAAAUAAGCAAGAGUGUUAUGGGUACUGUGGCUUUAUUUUCUCUUCUGCCUAUGUCUUUUAUGCUGUGUUUGAUUGCCAACGAGUAACAUAUCCAUGCAUAUCUCUCUCUCUCUCUAAAACACUACCGUUGGCAUAAAGUGUUUCUCAAUUUCCAUUUUCAGUAACUUCAGUCUGCUUUUUCAAGCUAUUUAUAUAAAUUCAGAAAGAUGUCAAAGAAAAGGGCAAGAAGCAGUAUUAAAAAGAAUGUGCAUGAAGCACUUAUUUUUGUACGCGUAGUACAAUAUUUGUAUAGAGUUUUAACACAAUGAAGUGUAGUCAAAAAUCAGACUAUUUACUGGAGGACAACCAUCGUGUAUGUUUAAAAAGAAUGAAGUGAAAAUGGCAUCUGAAUCAUCCAUUACAAGGAAAUUAUAACUGGGGUUAAAUUCUGUAAAGCAAGUCUAUAAUUCUAAAGUAAUCCAAGGACAUUAACUGGACUUUGAAAUAUCAUUAAAGCUUUCUAAACCAACAUGCAUGCCUUAGUCUUUA
Cuculus canorus (common cuckoo) is the source of this 4239-nucleotide messenger RNA. RefSeq names its product APOBEC1 complementation factor (gene A1CF). Gene Ontology annotation, cellular component: nucleus. The transcript is spliced from 12 exons. Bases 179 to 1948 code for a protein of 589 amino acids. Lineage: Eukaryota; Metazoa; Chordata; Aves; Cuculiformes; Cuculidae. Gene Ontology annotation, molecular function: mRNA binding. The record is from RefSeq and is a predicted model, not a curated record.